GACUGCUUGGCUACGGAGGUGAUGAAGCGUAUAACCUCUUCUCACCAAGCUAUAGUUUACAACGUCCCAGAUUCUCUGCCCCUGAAAACUGUAAGACACAAAAUCCUGAUUUGUUGCGGCAUGGCUAGUGUUCCAUGUGAAUGCAAACGACUUCGUAAAAAGUCUAACCAGGCUAAUUGCCCAAUCAUUUUUAAAUUCAGUAAUUCCCUUGAUGCUAGUAAGUUUACUAAAUGUCAGGAUCACUUAAGACUGAAUAGCAGUUAUAAGUCUAUAACCGUAGCUCAGGAUAAAACACCGUGUCAGCGCAGAAUAAUGCGUAGUAAUAACCUGGUCACCUCCUCUAGCUUUGAUUUACCAAAUAAGGAUCGUGCACAGCAACAGACACCUAGUGCUGAAACUAGCAUUCAGCAAACUACACAACAACCACACCUGCCAAUGGAACUAGGAACUGAUUUAGAUACCAGUACCCCUGUAAAUAAAGCCUCAUCGAAAGAUGUUAAAAUGACUAGAACUUCUGCAAGUUGUUCUAAGAAAUUUCCCCCCAAACGUAGUAACCUCACCACGAUGAACAAAUUUCGCAGGGUUGAGACUAAUGAUGGGGAAGAAUACUUUGUAUUCAAUAAGCCUGCUGAGAGUAAGAAUGCCAACAAACCAUCACUUGUUACGAAAAACUCCUCUCGAAACAUAAGUACAUCUGGAGGUGUUCCGCAUGCUCCACCUUAUAGAAAGUCAGGCUCCAAGACUCCUAAAGUCUUGCAGCCAAAGCACCUUCCUUCACAAUUCCCUUUAAGUUAUAAAAACAACCCGAAGGUGUAUACCGGUAUGACGAAUAGCAGUUGGAUGGGUAGACCUUCUGAUGCUAUGCCUUUUAACCGUCAACCUAGGCCCAACCUGUACUACCCUUAUAUCCAGGAACACAUGGUAAAUUUUCCAGGUGUCCCGAAUCACUGGUACGACCCAUGGCACCUAGGACCACCUCAUUGCACUCCAACCCGAUGUACAGACACCCAGUCCGACCUCCUUUUCAUUCAUAAAUUCUUGCGGUGCUGACGCACAAAUAGAUUUAGGUUAUGGUGACAUUUUAAGCCAGUUUGUAGUAUCCCGUGACUUAUUCACGAUAUUGCUAAUUAAUGCACGUUCCUUAAUCAAUAAGAUAUCUGAACUAAGGACAUUAUUAUUAGUCGCCAAGCCUACUGUAGCUCUGAUUACUGAGUCAUGGUGCUCAUCCUCUGUACUUGAUGUGCAUAUAGGUAUC
Molecule: messenger RNA, 1255 nt
Organism: Trichobilharzia regenti
Lineage: Eukaryota; Metazoa; Platyhelminthes; Trematoda; Strigeidida; Schistosomatidae
Source: the annotation of a GenBank genome assembly